AUGAUGGUUAAUAUUACAUUCAAAGAUUUCAAAAAGGAGAAGACCACACUAGAACUAGAUUUGUCACAAACUAUUCAAGACGUUAAAACACAAUUAUCCUUAACUAAAAAAUGCGAACCCUCACAAAUUAAAUUAAUCUUCUCUGGGAAAGUCUUACAAGAUAAUAAAACAUUAACUGAUGUAGGUUUAAAAGAUGGGGACAAUGUCAUAUUAAUGAUCUCGAAAAAGAAGCAAUCUAUAACAACCAACAACAAUACUAUUGAACAGUCAGCAGGCACAAUUAAAGUCACUGAACCCUCAACAUCAUCCACAGAAAAUAAAGAAAGUACAGAAAAUGCAAAUGCUAAUACCGAAACUUCGACUACUACUGAGACGCAACCACAACAACCCCAACAAUCACAACCUUCUAACCAAGAUAGCGGCUUUGUUACUGGAUUACAAAGAAAUGAAACUGUUGAAAGAAUCAUGGAAAUGGGUUAUCAAAGAGAAGAAGUUGAAAGAGCACUUAGAGCUGCAUUUAACAAUCCUGAUAGAGCUGUAGAAUAUUUGUUAAUGGGGAUUCCUGAACAUUUACAACAACGUCUAGUAAGUCCCUCUACUACUUCACAAUCCAAUAAUGGAACCCCAAACAACGACAAUAAUAACAAUGAUACAAAUGAAGAAUUACCACCUGAUGAAGAAGAUCUUUUUGCACAAGCCAGUGGAACUAGCACCCCACAAGAUCUAUCUAGAAAUACUAAUACACAAUCUGGUACAGCAGCAGCCACUGGUGAGGCAGGUUCUGGUAUACCAGGGUCUAUUGGUUUAACUGUAGAAGAUUUAUUAGCAUUACGACAAGUUAUAUCAGGUAAUCCUGAAGCUUUAGCACCAUUAUUAGAAAAUUUAAGUACCAGAUAUCCACAAUUACGUCAACAAAUAAUGGGAAACCCAGAAGCCUUUAUCUCCAUGUUACUGGAAGCCGUUGGUGAUAAUCUACAGGCAAUGGAUGAAUUUACCGCUCCAGAAGCUAUUGAAACAGGUGACCAUGAACUUGAAGCAGAAGGGUCGUUAGCCUCUGCUCUCCCACAAUUAGAUAUCACUCCAGAGGAUGAGGUGGCCAUCAACAGAUUAUGUGAAUUAGGUUUUGAAAGGUCCUUAGUCAUCCAAGUUUAUUUUGCUUGUGAUAAAAAUGAAGAAAUUGCUGCCAAUAUGUUAUUCAGUGAAUAUGCUGACAAUUAA
This is a messenger RNA of Arxiozyma heterogenica, 1218 nucleotides long. RefSeq names its product Rad23p (gene RAD23). Bases 1 to 1218 code for a protein of 405 amino acids. Gene Ontology annotation, biological process: nucleotide-excision repair; proteasome-mediated ubiquitin-dependent protein catabolic process. The transcript has a single exon. NCBI's taxonomy places the organism in Eukaryota, Fungi, Ascomycota, Saccharomycetes, Saccharomycetales, Saccharomycetaceae. Gene Ontology annotation, cellular component: nucleoplasm; cytosol. The record is from RefSeq and is a predicted model, not a curated record. Gene Ontology annotation, molecular function: proteasome binding; ubiquitin binding; damaged DNA binding.